GUUGAUUUGUACUCUGGCUUCAGCUAUGAUGUCUUCUCACUUCUCGCCUGUGUCGGAUCCCGCCCGCCCGUCUGAGACCGGUCCGGAUUCCAGGGUUAAAGUCCCUGUCAACACCAGCUCGACUUUUGUCGCCUCGCUUGGUUCCCUCGCCCUUCUGUUCGUCGCUUUGGCUGCGUCCUACCUUCGCCCUCUUCUCGCUCCCUUUCGGGAACGGAUCAGCGGUUUUCUCUUCGCUCCGGCGCCCCCCGCGAUGCCUGUCGUUAGCUCGUCUCCUCGUCAACAACAGAAUAGAGCUUCUCGACCCUCGAUCACGGCGCCUUCUUCUCCCUCUCUUGGUAAGUCCUCUCAGGACUUUUGUGCGCGCUUCACCGCGCCUGUUCCCCCUUUCUGUACCCCUCCCCGUCUGUCUCCCCGAGCGUUCACGCUCAGCAUGUCUCAUUACAUGGGUUCCCUUCCUCGAAGGAGCCCUUCCCUUUCUUGUUCAUCUGCCCCUUCCCCGUCUGUUUCUGUUGUGUCCUCGCACUGUCUCCAUGACCCCUUUGUCGAUUCCGCUUCCCCUCCCAGCCCUGUGCCCAACUUUGAUCAGCUUAUGGCAUUCGCCGAUAAGCAGAUCGAUAAGGCACGCGAGGCUCGCCUUCGCCAGCCUCGCUCUUUCUCUUCUUGUUCUUCUGCUUUCUCUGUUUCCGGUUCUCUGGCUUCCCCUUCUCUUUCUGUAUCUGCCCCUGUUUCUUCUUCUGCUCAUGUUUCUCCUUCUUCCCCCGUUGUUUGCGUUUCCUCUGACUGUUCCUUGAUUUCUGUCCCUUCUUGUACCCCUUCUCCUCGCGAGAUGGAUACGAUCGAUCGAAGUGUUGAGCGCAUGCGCCUUCGGGCAAUUGAACUCGACCGAGAUUGUGACUUGAAGCUUGCGCAGCUCAAAGCUCUUGUGGCCAGUGGCAUACCGACGAAGCCGUCGGCUGAUAAGAGUCACGACUACUCCACUGACUCCCCAACCCCUCACACCAUAUCGAACUGGGAUUCCACCCUCGAGGAGGAUCGCCUCAGUUCCUACUCCUUCACGCACAUGCCCACACCCUCUGCCCGCAUUCCUGCAGCCUUGGCUGAAUGGGAUACUUCUUCGGCGUCUACCCCUGUUGCUUCUGUUUCUUCCCCUUCUGUUCUUUCUAUUUCUUCUCCUUCUCUUCAUCCUGUUGUUCCCUCUUCUUGUUCUCCUGUUCCUUCUACUCCUGUUGCUUCUGUUCAUCCCCUUUCCAUGUCGCCUGACCCAGUUCUGCGCAAGUUUGCGCGGAAUGUUACCAAAGCUCACUUCGCCGCUCGUGGUGAGGAGCUUCCCCCUUCCUGGACGCCCCCAUCCUUUGCCCAUGGCAGAAUAUCAUUAGUCCCUUGUUGCGGGAGGGUAAUUGUACUCCCGUCACUCUUUAUCCGGUUAUCGCCUUUUUCUCCAUCAAGAAGAGGAACGGACAGAAAGUGUUCGUUUCCUAUCAACGAUUGCAAAGAAAGCCAGAAGAUUACGGUAGUUGCAAAGCUGGAGGCAAGAGAAAACAGAACCAAGGCCGCCGCCGGGAUACGAGAUUACAACUUACAAUGA
Colletotrichum navitas is the source of this 1585-nucleotide messenger RNA. RefSeq lists its product as uncharacterized. The transcript is spliced from 6 exons. The record is from RefSeq and is a predicted model, not a curated record. The coding region runs from base 26 to 1585 and encodes 519 amino acids. NCBI's taxonomy places the organism in Eukaryota, Fungi, Ascomycota, Sordariomycetes, Glomerellales, Glomerellaceae.